AUAGAAGCAGCAAGCUCUCUGCCGCCUGCGACUAACUGAGGCCAAAGGCACGCAUCCCCGCCGCGGCUAGCAGCCAAAUCUCGUGUGCGCCCCCGCACCGCGGGAACUUGUCGCCCGCCUCUCUUCACUCCGCGCCCCUAACGCAGCGUCCUGCGCGCAUGCGCAGCGCGCCUUCCUUCGCCGCCGCGCCUUCAGCUGCCGUGGUUACGGUUGGUGUUUGCGAAUUCCCUGCAGCACCUUCUUCGCUGGAGACCAGCGCCGCGGGGCUCUAGCCGCAGUUCCUUACGCGCGCGGCCGCGUCACGUGGUGCGAGGCUGCCUCGCGGUUGCUGGCGGGCGGCUUAGCGGUGAGGAAGGAGCUGGGGCCACCGCUCGCCUCUCCCACUGCGCCCUAGGGCGGGUGCGCGGAUAAAUAUGGCGAAGUGGGGGUAGCUGGCUCUGAACCCUACGCGAUGGGGCGCGCAGGUGGGACGGUCGUCGGAGCCCCCUGACGUGGACGCCGGGCUGUUCUCGUUGGCUAUUUGACGGGGCGACCUCGGGCCGGCGCCCGAUAGGUCAGACCACGGACUCCGCGGGUCGUCGAGGGCCCCGCCGAGAGCCGGAGGCAAUGGAUGAACAGAGCGUGGAGAGCAUUGCUGAGGUUUUCCGAUGCUUCAUUUGUAUGGAGAAGUUGCGGGAUGCACGCCUAUGUCCUCAUUGCUCUAAGCUUUGUUGUUUCAGCUGUAUCAGGCGCUGGCUAACUGAACAGAGAGCUCAAUGCCCUCAUUGCCGUGCUCCACUCCAGCUGCGAGAACUAGUAAACUGUCGUUGGGCAGAAGAAGUAACACAGCAGCUUGAUACUCUUCAACUCUGCAGCCUUACCAAACAUGAAGAAAAUGAAAAGGACAAAUGUGAAAAUCACCAUGAAAAACUUAGUGUAUUUUGCUGGACUUGUAAGAAGUGUAUCUGCCAUCAAUGUGCACUUUGGGGAGGAAUGCAUGGUGGACAUACCUUUAAACCUUUGGCAGAAAUUUAUGAGCAGCAUGUUACUAAAGUGAAUGAAGAGGUAGCUAAACUUCGUCGGCGUCUCAUGGAACUGAUCAGCCUAGUUCAAGAAGUGGAAAGAAAUGUGGAAGCUGUUCGAAAUGCAAAAGAUGAGCGUGUUCGGGAAAUUAGGAAUGCAGUGGAAAUGAUGAUUGCACGGUUAGACACACAGCUGAAGAAUAAACUCAUAACACUAAUGGGUCAGAAGACAUCUCUAACACAGGAAACAGAGCUCUUGGAAUCCUUACUUCAGGAGGUAGAGCACCAGUUGCGGUCUUGUAGUAAGAGUGAGUUGAUAUCUAAGAGCUCAGAGAUCCUCAUGAUGUUUCAGCAAGUUCAUCGAAAGCCCAUGGCAUCCUUUGUUACCACUCCUGUUCCACCAGACUUUACCAGUGAAUUAGUACCAUCUUAUGAUUCAGCAACUUUUGUUUUAGAGAAUUUCAGCACUUUGCGUCAGAGAGCAGACCCUGUUUACAGUCCACCUCUUCAAGUUUCAGGACUUUGUUGGAGGUUAAAAGUUUACCCAGAUGGAAAUGGAGUUGUUCGUGGUUACUACUUAUCUGUGUUUCUGGAACUAUCAGCUGGCUUACCUGAAACGUCCAAAUACGAAUAUCGUGUAGAGAUGGUUCAUCAGUCCUGCAAUGAUCCUACCAAAAAUAUCAUUCGAGAAUUUGCAUCUGACUUUGAAGUUGGAGAGUGCUGGGGUUAUAAUAGAUUUUUCCGUUUAGAUUUACUUGCAAAUGAAGGAUACUUGAAUCGACAAAAUGAUACAGUGAUUUUAAGGUUUCAGGUUCGUUCACCAACUUUCUUUCAAAAAUGCCGGGACCAGCAUUGGUAUAUUACUCAAUUGGAAGCUGCACAAGCCAGCUACAUCCAACAAAUAAAUAACCUUAAAGAGAGACUUACUAUUGAGUUGUCUCGAACUCAGAAAUCAAGAGAUUUGUCACCACCAGAUAAUCAUCUUAGCCCCCAAAAUGAUGAUACUCCUGAGACACGUGCUAAGAAGUCUGUGUCAUGCACUGAUAUGCUUCUCCAGGAUGGUCCUACUACAGCUGCUACAAGAGAGGUCAAAGAGGAUGAAGAAGAGGAAGAGAAGAUUCAGAAUGAAGAUUAUCAUCAUGAACUCUCUGAUGGAGAUCUGGAUCUGGAUCUUGUUGGGGAAGACGAAGUGAAUCACCUUGAUGGCAGCAGUUCCUCUGCCAGUUCCACAGCAACAAGUAACACAGAAGAAAAUGACAUUGAUGAAGAAACUAUGUCUGGAGAAAAUGAUGUGGAAUACAACAACAUGGAAUUAGAAGAGGGAGAACUUAUGGAAGAUGCAGCUGAUGUAGGACCAUCAGGUAGUAACCAUGGCUACGUGGGUGCCAGCAGCAGAAUGUCAAGAAGAGCACAUUUAUGCUCUGCUGCUACCAGUAGUUUAUUAGACAUUGAUCCAUUAAUUUUAAUACAUUUGUUGGACCUUAAGGACCGGAGUAGUAUGGAAAAUUUGUGGGGCUUACAGCCUCGCCCACCUGCUUCACUUUUGCAGCCCACAGCCUCAUAUUCUCGAAAAGAUAAAGACCAAAGGAAGCAGCAGGCAAUGUGGCGAGUUCCCUCUGAUUUAAAGAUGCUAAAAAGACUCAAAACUCAGAUGGCUGAAGUUCGAUGUAUGAAAACUGAUGUAAAGAAUACGCUUUCAGAAAUCAAAGGUAGCAGUGCUGCUUCUGGAGACAUGCAGGCAAGCCUUUUUUCUACUGACCAGGCUCUGGCUGCUUGUGGAACUGAAAACUCUGGCAGAUUACAGGAUUUGGGAAUGGAGCUCUUGGCAAAGUCAUCAGUUGCUGGUUGUUACAUACGAAACUCCGCAAAUAAGAAGAGUAAUUCACCCAAGCCAGCUCGGUCCGGUAUAGCAGGUAGUCUGUCACUUAGAAGAGCAAUAGACUCUGGGGAAAAUAGCCGUUCGAAGGGAGACUGUCAAACUCUAUCCGAAGGCUCCCCAGGAAGCUCUCAGUCUGGGAGCAGGCACAGUUCUCCCCGAGCCUUAACACAUGGCACCAUCAGUGAUAUUUUGCCGAAAUCUGAAGACCGGCAGUGUCAAGCUUUGGAUUCGGAUGCUGUUGUGGUUGCAGUUGUCAAUGGUUUACCUGCUGUUGAGAAGAGGAGGAAAAUGGUCACCUUGGGGUUGUUUUCUCCCUUGAGGGCUAAUGCUAAAGGAGGUCGUCUGGAAGGAAUGCAAAUGACUGAUUUGGAAAAUAAUUCUGAAACUGGGGAAUUACAACCUGUACUACCUGAAGGAGCUUCAGCUGCGCCUGAGGAAGGGAUGAGUAGUGACAGCGAUAUUGAAUGUGACACUGAGAACGAGGAGCAGGAAGAGCACGCCAGCGUGGGAGGGUUCGACGACUCUUACAUGGCGCAGCCCCCAGAUGAAGGUGCAGCACCUGGUCUCCUUUUACAGAGAUUAAUAAAAGAUACGCAUUCCAGUUUUCCUGAUGGUGACCAAAUAGGCCCUGAAGACCUCAGCUUUAAUACUGACGGAAGCGGCGGAAGAUAAUGUGAUCUGAAACUGACACUGCACCUGAUGGGUUGUUAACAAGAUCUAGGCUUCAGAAAAUGACAGAUGUGAGUGAGGUCCGUGUAUGGGGGUCAAACAUCAGGUUGGUGAAAAGAUUCUGGUGAAAAGAGCCACGUUUAUUCCCUCCUCAGCCACAUGUCACAGGACUUGAGAAAAAGAAUAAAUGACUUCAAAAUCAAGAGAAAUACUGAAAAUCUCCACUUAUAUCCAAAUUGUUAAAAAUAAAAUCUACAUAUUAAUCUGA
Messenger RNA from Mustela lutreola (European mink), 3817 nucleotides. RefSeq names its product tripartite motif containing 37 (gene TRIM37). The transcript has 25 exons. The coding region runs from base 607 to 3552 and encodes 981 amino acids. The record is from RefSeq and is a predicted model, not a curated record. NCBI's taxonomy places the organism in Eukaryota, Metazoa, Chordata, Mammalia, Carnivora, Mustelidae. Gene Ontology annotation, molecular function: tumor necrosis factor receptor binding; zinc ion binding; ubiquitin protein ligase activity. Gene Ontology annotation, cellular component: peroxisome; aggresome. Gene Ontology annotation, biological process: protein autoubiquitination; negative regulation of centriole replication.